UGUGUCUCCUAAGAUUUAAGAACGAUUUUGAGGGGGAGAGAAAUUAAUAUAAGAAAGAGAAAAUUGAAGAAUUGAAGGAAUAAUUUUUAGAAAAUAACUGAAGUUAGAGAAUUAAUGGAACAAUAUAACUUCUAAAAAAAGAAAAUAAAAGAAAAUAUAAAUUAAAAAAAAUAUACAAGAUAGUUGAAUAAAAAUUAACGAUCAAAAGAGAGACAAUUUCUUUCAAAUGCGUUUCUUUGGAGUUACAUAGCGAAAAAAAAGUAAAAGAAAAAAAAAAAUCCUAAUCCCAAACAUCCCAAUUAAAUUGUUAAUCAGUUAAAACAAUUAAUGCCAACUUGAAAAAAGAAAAGAAAAAUCCGCAAUUGUUCAUAGAAAAGACAAUCUUCAGCUUCGUACUUCCAUGUGAAAUCAUGGGAAAGUUCUCUACACUUUUCCAAGUGAUCCUUUUUGUUUUUAUAGGAUAUGUUAAUGGUGAUGUCUGUGGUCAAAAGAUUGGGGUAUAUGAGCUCAAGAAAGGGAACUUUUCUGUGAAAUUCAUUAAUUAUGGUGCCUCUAUCGUCUCUGUUGUUGUACCAGAUAAAUAUGGAAAUCUAGCUGAUAUCGUUCUUGGAUUUGAUUCAAUACAGGAUUACGUUCAGCGAAAAGGUAACUUCGGUGCCAUUGUUGGACGAGUUGCUAAUAGAAUAAGUAAUGCUCGAUUUACCUUAAAUGGAACUGUAUAUAGAUUGGAAGCAAAUGAUGGGAACAACACCAUUCACGGUGGCUCCAAAGGAUUCAGUCAUGUCAUUUGGGAAGUAAACAAUUACAAUCCUGAAGAUCCUAUUCCUCAAAUUAAUUUUACUUACAGAAGUUUCAAUGGAGAAGAAGGAUUUCCAGGAGACUUAACCGCCACAGUGAGCUAUUAUCUCCUCUCAGAAACACAUUUAGCUGUAGAAAUGAAAGCUAUUGCUAUAAAUCAUCCAACUCCUGUGAACCUAGCGCAACAUGCCUAUUGGAACCUUGGUGGCCACACUAGUGGGGAUAUUCUCUCUCACCAGGUCCAAAUCUUUGGGUCCCAAAUCACUCCAGUAGAUAACCAGAUGAUUCCUACCGGUGAAAUCAAGGCCGUUCAAGGAACGCCCUAUGAUUUUCUGACACCUCAAAUCAUCGGUAACAAUAUGAGCAAAUUACCAAAUGGGUUUGACAUUUACUAUGUGCUUGAUGGAUUAAAGGGGACAGAAAAGAAAAAAGCUGCAACUCUACGAGAGAGGAAGUCCGGACGAGUAUUGGAAUUGUGGACCACCGCCGAAGGAUUACAGUUUUACACAGGCAAUGGGCUUACAAAUGUGACAGGAAAAGGAGGGUUUGUCUAUAAAGCUCAUGCGGGGCUUUGUUUGGAGACUCAAGGAUUUCCUGAUGCGGUGAACCAUCCUAAUUUCCCUUCAGAAAUUGUAACGAAAGAAAAUCCAUAUGAACACUCUAUGUUGUUUAAGUUUUCAACCGACCAACUUUUCAAUUGAAAAAAGAUGAUGAUAAUGCUCUAGUUUUGAAAAAAAAAAUCCAAUUAGUGCUUCAUACAAAUAAAAAUGGUUGAAAAUGCAUUUAAUGUUUGUAUUUCUCUAACAUAGCUAAGUUUAUGCACUUUUAAUUUGUGCAAUUUUAACAAAGAAAGUGAUUCUAAUUUCU
Benincasa hispida (wax gourd) is the source of this 1665-nucleotide messenger RNA. Lineage: Eukaryota; Viridiplantae; Streptophyta; Magnoliopsida; Cucurbitales; Cucurbitaceae. The record is from RefSeq and is a predicted model, not a curated record.